Messenger RNA from Penicillium atrosanguineum, 957 nucleotides. Its product is annotated as NmrA-like family protein. NCBI's taxonomy places the organism in Eukaryota, Fungi, Ascomycota, Eurotiomycetes, Eurotiales, Aspergillaceae. The record is from RefSeq and is a predicted model, not a curated record. Bases 1 to 957 code for a protein of 318 amino acids. The transcript has a single exon.
AUGGCUCCUUCCAUCCUCAUUGUUGGUGCAACGGGAAAUACUGGUCGCAGUGUUGCUAAAACGCUGCCAAAGUUGCUGAAUUCAAGCAACACCUUGUCCGGGUAUCGUCUUAUUGCCCUUACUCGUUCUUUGGAGAGUCCAGCGGCACGGCAGCUUGCCGAAUUGCCCGGCGUUGAGGUGGUAGAGAAGAAUUGGGUCGAAAUCACCUCCGACUGGCUUCGUGAACACGAAGUAGCCAGGGCAUUCAUUGCGGCCCACAACGAACCGAAUCAAUUCGCCGAAGAAUCCACAUUUCACGUCGCUGCUCUCAAUGCUGGUAUCAAAUAUGUUGUGCGGAUCUCGACCACUGCCGCGAACGUCCGCCCGGAUUGCCAGGCAUAUUAUCCGCGACAGCAUUGGGCUAUAGAGCAACUACUGGAUUCGCCAGAAUUCAGCGGCUUGCAGUGGACUUCGCUUCAGCCGAACGUCUUUUCGCCAUUCUACCUCUCCACUGCCGCGGAGUUGAUCAAAAAGUAUCGUGAAACUGGGAAGCAGGAUACCCUCAGGUUGAUGGCGUCGAGAGACGCGCCAGUCGGCAUCAUCGACCCUGAUGAGGUGGGAGUUUUUGCUGCUCAUCUAUUGUCCCAAGAUGACCCUACUGUGCACAAUCAUGCCAAAUAUGUUCUCAAUGGUCCAGAGGAUAUCACUGGGCAACAGACUGUGGAUUUGGUAGAGCAGCACAUUGGUACACAAAUCAAGGAGGUUAUUUAUAAGGAUGUGUCGUUUGUCGACAUGCUUUAUGAGUUCAAAUUCGCGCCCACCGGUCAAUCAAAGAACGUUGUCUUGUCUAUCAAGAAUGCCCCCGAGACUGCGUGGGAGGGAAAAUGCUCAGCCUCUACCACCAGCCGGGAAGUACUAGACCUUGCGGCGCCAAAGCGUACACCUGCUGAUGUUUUGAAGACCCUACUGGACGUGUAA